Kwoniella shivajii is the source of this 4611-nucleotide messenger RNA. RefSeq lists its product as uncharacterized. Gene Ontology annotation, cellular component: nucleus; chromatin. The coding region runs from base 1 to 4611 and encodes 1536 amino acids. Gene Ontology annotation, biological process: nucleosome organization; regulation of transcription by RNA polymerase II. Gene Ontology annotation, molecular function: ATP-dependent chromatin remodeler activity; ATP hydrolysis activity; ATP binding. NCBI's taxonomy places the organism in Eukaryota, Fungi, Basidiomycota, Tremellomycetes, Tremellales, Cryptococcaceae. The record is from RefSeq and is a predicted model, not a curated record. The transcript is spliced from 24 exons.
AUGGCUUCUAUACCGUAUUCUCAUCCUACCGAUUAUUCCAAUGCCCUUCCUCCCAUCUCACAGCAACAUUACCCUUCUUCCAUGCUCGUUCCGACUGAUACCGAAGUCAAUGGCCCCACAAGCCAUACAGGAGCAAUGACCUCAUCGAUCGGAUCACUCUUGAAUGACAGUGACACAAGGGUCAAACUGGAUGUUCCACCUCAAUCUGCUUCUUUACAAUCGGAGCGUUCUGAUGAUUUGACACCUGAACCUCAAGAAGAAGUUGAUGCUGAAGGUAGUGAUAUUGAAAUGGAAGUCAAUCAUCGAAAUGGACUACAGUCAAGGGCAUCGAACAUCUCUGAAGGGGAAGAAGAGGUCGAUUCUGAUGAAGAAGGAAAUGCGGAGCCGGAUGUAGGAUACGAAUAUGAUGAUGAACAAGGUGAUGAAGAUGAUGAUAUGGAAGAAGACGAGGAAGAUGACGAAGAUUACGAUGAUCCUUCUUUCGGUUCAAAGAAAAAGAAAUCCACCAAACCAAAGAAUGGAAAUGAACCGCGAGAUAAUCUGCUAUUACCCAAAAAGAAGAAAUCCACAGCUUCUUUCCCUCAACGUAAAGAGAAAUCGGAAGAAUCAUCAGAUGAAGAUUAUGGAUCUAAAUCCCACAAGAAGAAAUUCUUUUCUAAAUCAAAUGGUGGUUCGAAUAAUAGGGCAACGCCCGAAACUCCAUAUUCAGAAGGUGAUGGUGCAUGGAGAAGAGGCGCUGCCAAAAAAGUAGUCACGUACAAUGAAGCGGACGUCGAUUAUGGAUUGGAAAGUGAAGAUGACCAAGGGGAAUAUUAUAGUGUGCCUCCAGGUGAAGUGGAAGAAGCAGAUGAAAUCGAUCAAGUCUUAUAUCAUUAUCGAGAUGAAGCACGUAAAGAUGAUCCAAAGGAUGUACCUCAAGAGAAUCUACGAUACCAUGUAAAAUGGAAGAAUUAUUCUCACAUACAUAAUACUGAUGAAACUUAUUUAUUCUUAAAGACAUACAAAGGAUUCAAGAAAGUAGAGAAUUAUAUAACUAAAAUUUGGACAUUGGAUCAGCAAUAUCAUAACCCAUCACCCGAUGCACCAUGGAAACCAACGAGAGAAGAUCUGGAGCAAUAUGAAAUUGAUAAGGAACGUAUCAAAGAAUUACAGGAAAGUUAUAAAAUCGUUGAGAGAGUUUUGGACGAAAAGGAAGAAAUAGGUAUUCAAGGUAGAAUAUCAAAAUUCUUUUGUAAAUGGACAAAUUUGCAAUACUCUGACUGUACCUGGGAGUCCUAUGAGGAGAUGAAAGAAUGUCAAGGAGCUUCGGAAGCAAUCGAAGAUUUCCAUAAACGUUCAGCGAGGAAUACUGUCCCGGCUCAAUCCGCCAAUUAUGGUAUCACGAAUCGACCAACAUAUCAGAAGAUCCCGGAAGAUCCGGACUACUUGAAAUGCGGAGGUGCUUUGAAACCUUUCCAAUUGACUGGCUUGAAUUGGUUGGCAUAUCUAUGGACUAAAGGCGAGAACGGUAUCUUAGCAGAUGAAAUGGGUUUAGGUAAAACAGUCCAAUCAGUAUCUUUCCUAUCUUACCUUUUCCAUACUCAAAGACAAUAUGGACCUUUCCUGGUCGUAGUACCAUUAUCAACAAUCUCAGCAUGGCAAAUGCAGUUUAGAGUUUGGGCUCCUGAUUUGAAUGUCAUCUGUUAUAUGGGUACAUCAAGAUCAAGAGAAGUGAUAAGACAGUUCGAAUUUGGGCCUCUGAAAAACCUCAAAUUUAACGUCUUGUUGACUACUUACGAGUUCAUCUUGAAGGAUAGACAAGAUUUACAGCAGAUCAAAUGGCAAUCCCUAGCGGUGGAUGAGGCUCAUAGACUCAAGAACCACGAGUCCCAACUUUACGAAGCGUUAAAGAGUUUUUGGACCGCUUCAAGAUUAUUGAUUACGGGAACGCCACUACAGAACAAUGUGAAGGAACUCUUGGCAUUGAUGCAUUUCCUGAUGCCCGAAAAGUUCCAACUGGCGAAUGAUUUCGAUCUCAAUGAUGCCGAUCAAGAAACUAAAAUCAAGGACCUUCACGAGAAGCUUGGUACGCUCAUGUUGCGUCGAUUGAAGAAGGAUGUCAUCAAGGAGCUACCCAGUAAAUCAGAAAAGAUCUUGAGGGUCGAAAUGUCUGCUAUGCAAACGCAUUAUUACAAGAACAUUCUUACGAAGAAUUUUGCUGUCUUGAGCAAAGGUGGAACUCAGCAAGUCAGUUUGAUGAAUGUUGCUAUGGAGCUCAAGAAAGCAUCGAAUCACCCAUAUCUAUUUGACGGAGCCGAAGACCGAAACAAAGCCUUGAACGAAGUGCUCAAAGGCCUAGUGAUGAACUCCGGUAAAAUGGUACUAUUAGAUAAACUCCUAGCACGACUAAAAGCCGAUGGUCAUCGAGUUCUCAUCUUCUCCCAAAUGGUUAGAUUGUUGGAUAUCAUGUCGGAUUAUAUGAGUGCCAGAGGAUACAUCUUCCAACGGCUUGAUGGUACUGUUCCUUCCGAUGUGCGAAAGAAAUCCAUCGAAGCUUUUAACGCCCCCGGUUCUCCUGAUUUCGCUUUUUUACUAUCCACUCGUGCUGGUGGUUUGGGUAUCAAUCUCGAAACCGCUGAUACCGUUAUCAUCUUCGAUUCCGACUAUAACCCUCAAAACGACUUGCAAGCCAUGGCUAGAGCGCAUCGUAUUGGUCAACAACGGCAUGUUAGUAUCUACCGUUUCGUCUCAAAAGGUACAAUCGAAGAAGACAUUCUGGAAAAAGCCAAGAGAAAAAUGAUUUUGGAAUAUGCUAUCAUCAAUCAAAUGGACACGACUGGUGCUCAUAUUAACGGAAACGGCGCACCAAAGGAAAAGAACGGGGAUUUCUCAAAGGAAGAACUGUCUGCUAUCCUCAAAUUCGGAGCCCAGAACAUGUACAAGACAGAUGAUAAUGCUCAAAAACAGAAGCUGGAAGAGAUGGAUUUAGAUGAUAUCUUGACCAAAGCCGAUGCUUUCGACACCGAGUCUGCUGCUCAACCAGGAGGAACAUCUCUGGGCGGAGAGGGAUUUUUAUCUCAAUUCGCCGCAAUUCAAGAUGUCAAGGCGGAUGCGGAUGACCUGAGCUGGGACGAUAUCAUUCCCGUUGAAGAAAGGACUAAAGCCGAAGAAGAAGAAAAAGCUGCUCAAGCCGAAGUCCCAAUUUCCUCUUCACGAAAAAGAGCUGCUGCGAGACCACCAGGAACUUAUGAAGGAAUGGACUAUGAUGAUCAUGACGGUAGUAGUAAACCCGGUUCACCUGGUGAGAAGAAGCAGAAGGCUGCCAGUCAGCCAAGAAAGACUACCGCUCAAAGAGCAUUGGAGCUGAAAGAACGAGAUCUACGAGUUCUGAUUCGAGGUAUACAGAAAUGGGGAGAUAUCAGAUUACGAUAUGAGCCAAUAGUGAAAGAAGCGAAACUUGAAGCUAAAAACAGAGUUAUAAUCAUUCAGACAUGUGAAGAUAUAAUUACUCAAGCUGAAGAAGCUGUCACCAAUCACAGAAAUCAUAUAAGAGAGUUACAAGAAAAGGGAGAACCUAUCAGUUCAUCAUUGAGACAAAAAGCAGUUUUAUUCACCUAUAAGACUGUCACUGCCAUUAAUGCGGAAACUGUCGUUGCGAGAUAUUAUGAACUUAAAGCUUUAGUAGAACAUUUCAAGAGAAUAGAAGAUAUCUCAACUUAUUCAAUUCCUUAUGAUAGUCUAAAGCCAACAAUGAACUGGACAGUAGACUGGAACGCCAAUGAUGACGCUCAUUUGUUACUUGGAAUAUGGAGACAUGGUUUUGGAAGCUGGGAACCUAUUUCUCAGGAUCCUGAGCUCGACCUGAAAGAUAAGAUUUUCCUAGAAGAUCCCAAAUCGUCAAAAACAGCAGAACCAAACGCACCUAAACCUGGUAUACCUGGUCCUAUCCAUCUUGUCCGACGUGGAGAUUAUCUUUGUGGCUUGAUUCGGGAAUAUGAAGAGAAUCGAAGGGUGUUAGUCGAACAACAAGCUUUGAUCGCUAACAUGCCAACGAAAGAAGGAUUCGGAUUUGAACAUCCACCUUUACCCACCAUGGUAGCUGGACCAUCGGCUAAACGCAGUCCAUCAAUAACAGCUUCUGCGAAAGAUAGUGGUAAAGGUAAAAGAAGGAAAACACCUGAAUACACAGACUCAGAUGAUGAAUCAAGCUAUGAAUCAAUGGAUGAAGUUGCUGUAAAAGAAGCCUUGAGACCCGCAAAGAAACAUCUAAAAAAGCUAAAGUCCGGAACCGACAAUCUGAGUCGUGAAGAUAAAAUCGCAGCUUUGAAAGAGUGUUUAGCGGGAAUAGGAACGCGCAUAGAUGAAAUUGUAGCUGAAAAACAGACUGCUGGAUUGGAUAGUAACAAAUGGAGAAAGCAUUGUUGGGUGUUUGCGUCUUAUUUCUGGCCCAGGACAGGUGUGAAUUAUGCCAAAUUGAUGGAGAUCCAUGGCAAGAUGGUCGGCAACGUAUCAGGAGCCCCAGCGAAGAAACCAAAGGCUAAAAGGAAGUCUGAACCUGCAAGCGAUAGACCAAAGAAGAAAGCUAAAGCGGAACCACAACCGAAAGCUGAACCCGUGAAGUCCGAAUCAUAA